AAAGAGUCUGCUGUCUUCUUCAAAAGGCGAUUCCUCCUGAGCUCUUACUAAAGAGUCAAGUCUUUCAGUCUCUCUGUAAUUAAGCUUCAUUGAUCUAAUAAUGGGUCUCUUGCUGCAUUGUUACAGGUUCAUUUUGUAACGGCAAGAGAGUUUGAGAGAGCGUUGUUUCUGGGUUCUUUCUUUUUGACAGUUUUUUUAUCUUAGUUCUCGAAUUAGGGUUCUUCAUCCGAGGCCCGAGGGGUUAGAGAGACAGAGAGUGAGCAAUCGUCUUGUGGAAGCUCGUUGGCGAGGGAAGGGUUUUAUGUUCUUACUGAGUGUUCUGUAAUAUUUCUCAUGAUUCGUUUUAUGUUGUUGGAACUUGGAAGUUAGGAGCGAGUUCAAUAAAAAUCUAAUCUUUCCAGGAUUAUUCAGUGAAAAAGUUUUCAUAUUUUCCUUAGCUGAAUGGAUAGGAUAAGUCAAUUGCCUGAUGAACUUCUCUUGAGAAUAUUGUCUUUACUGCCUACUGCUAAAGAUGUUGUGGCUACAAUGGUUUUGUCUAAACGUUGGCAAUUUCUUUGGAUGUAUGUGCCAAGGCUUGUGUACGAUGAUGAUAGCUAUCAGGGUAUAGAUUACGGAAGAUUCUCGCGGUUUGUAGACAGGUCUUUGAUAUUCCACAAGGCUCCAGUGCUAGAAACUUUGCAUUUCAAACUUGGUAAAAUCUGUGGUGCUGGAGAUGUUCAUGUAUGGAUUAGAGCUGCUGAUAAAUGCUCUGUGCGUGAGCUGAUUAUUGAAAUCGACUUUUCUUCUAGUGUAACUCAGGCCACACUUCCAAGGAGUUUGUAUACAGGGUGUAGCACGCUUGUCAAAUUGAAACUAGAUAACGCGGUUCUUGUGGAUGUCAUCUUUUCCUCUGUUUCUUUCCCAUCCCUCAAGACAUUGAGCCUUUUAGAGGUGAAGUACCCAGGUGGUGACGGAUUUGUCAAGAGGCUUUUAUCUAAUUAUCCUGUUCUUGAAGACUGGGAUGUGGAACGAUGUCCUGAUGACAAUGUGACCAUUUUCACUGUGAAAGUUCCUUCUCUCAAGAUUUUAUCCUUGCGAACACUGAGUUUUAGAGUUAACGACGAUGCACAAGGGUUUGUGAUAGAUGCUCCUUCUUUGGAAUGCUUGGAUCUUGUUGAUCAUGCGGGUGGGUUUUGUGUCAUUGAGAGUGACAUGCCUAAUAUUGAAGACGCAGAUAUUGACGUCACGUAUCAUCUUCCUCGUAAGAUUCUGAGUUCUAUAGCUUCAGUCCAACAUCUCGAGUUAUGUUUACUAACGUCAAAGGAUGCAUAUCCACUUGGUAGUAUCUUCCGAUGUCUUACACAUGUAAAGAUAUGCACAUGCGAGGUAGAAUGGUUGAAUCUACUUAUGCGUGUGCUUAAUGAUUCACCUAAAUUACGAGAUCUCAAACUGGAACAGUACCAUCCCCUUCGAGCUGACGAACCACGCCCUUGCUGGAAUGAACCGAGUCAGGUUCCAUUAUGUAUGCUAUCGAGUCUUAAAACUGUCGAAUGGGUUAAGUAUGAAGGAACGAAAGAAGAGAAAGAAGUGGGAGAUUCUUAGAUAAAGUAACAAUCAAACCAAAAUCCACCUGCCGCCGCAAAAAACUUAAAAUGAUAAAGGAGUUGUCGCUUUCGCCCAGAAGUUCGCCUACU
Molecule: messenger RNA, 1673 nt
Organism: Camelina sativa (false flax)
Lineage: Eukaryota; Viridiplantae; Streptophyta; Magnoliopsida; Brassicales; Brassicaceae
Source: RefSeq, a predicted model, not a curated record